Eurytemora carolleeae is the source of this 982-nucleotide messenger RNA. It is a transcript of the gene P32, whose product is annotated as complement component 1 Q subcomponent-binding protein, mitochondrial. Gene Ontology annotation, cellular component: mitochondrial matrix. The record is from RefSeq and is a predicted model, not a curated record. NCBI's taxonomy places the organism in Eukaryota, Metazoa, Arthropoda, Copepoda, Calanoida, Temoridae. The coding region runs from base 3 to 773 and encodes 256 amino acids. Gene Ontology annotation, biological process: cytosolic ribosome assembly. The transcript has 9 exons.
UAAUGUUAACUAAUCUAUUUUACAGAAUUAUAAGUUCUAAAAUGUCCAAGUCCAGAUCUCUCGUAAAUCUAGCCAGUAAACUUGUAACAGCUAACUCAAGAUCUGUUUCCAAUUUCACCAACCCAAGGCUUCUGUCCAGUGUUCUACGAACCCCUACCCAGUUCUCCUGCGUAGUACCAGCCAGAGCAUUUGCAACAAAAGGUGAUGCUGAAAUUGUCAAGUUUCUAGCAGAGGAGAUAGCUUCAGAGAAACAAAACCAGAAACCUCUGACUAAACUUGAAGGAUGGGAGGUGAAGAUUGAAGGCGCCGAGGUUACCUUGACCAAGUCUGCCCAAGGAGAGAAGAUUAUCGUCAGUUUAAAUGUAAACCAUACUGUAGACUCAGCUGAACCUGAUGAUGGAACAGGAGAGGCUCCUGAGAUGAUGUCCCGACCUAAUUUCGAGGUUGAUAUUGUCAAGAGUAAUGGGAAAACAUUAUCCUUUACAUGCACAUACGUCCAUCCAGAGGAGAUGGCACAGGAGGGAGAGGGACCAGAGGAUCUGUUUGCUAUCGAGGAGGUUACCAUGUACGAGGGGGACAAGAUAUCGGAUAAAAACUACGCCGUGGCCGGGGAUAUUCUAGACGGUUAUCUUUACGAUCUGUUUAUGCAGAUGCUAGAGGAGCGCGGAGUGAACAGUGAGUUCGCAGAUAAUCUCUCUGAAUGGUGUAGCGCGCACGAGCAUUCACAGUAUAUCAACCUGCUUCAGGAGAUUGAAAAGUUCGCCAAGAUGUAAACUGAUGUCACGUGAUUAAUAUCACGGGUCAAGUGAUUAUCAUCUUAGUGACGACAUUUUGAAUACGUGAGAAAACUGCAGCUGGGACUUGAGUACAGACAUUGUUCAUUGCAUUUAUGUCGUACUCUUUGACCUGUCAGGAGGGUUGGGGACAUACUGAAGAUUUUAUUAAACUUUCUACCUGAAUAAAUAAUUUAUUUCACAAAUAA